Messenger RNA from Malaya genurostris, 6529 nucleotides. Its product is annotated as insulin-like growth factor 1 receptor. NCBI's taxonomy places the organism in Eukaryota, Metazoa, Arthropoda, Insecta, Diptera, Culicidae. Gene Ontology annotation, molecular function: protein binding. The record is from RefSeq and is a predicted model, not a curated record. The transcript is spliced from 6 exons. Bases 3450 to 6428 code for a protein of 992 amino acids.
CCGACUUAUGGUUUUGCCGACGAUUAUCAUAUAUUGAUGACCGGUAUAAGCAUUAACACUCUCUUUGAUUUAAUGCAGCAAGCCCUGCGAUCUGUUGAACAAUGGUGUUGUCAGGUUGGAUUAUCUGUAAAUCCGGGCAAAACAUCAAUGGUGCUUUUCACUCAUCGUAGGAUAAUUACAGGAGCUCGUCCGUUGCAGUUCUUUGGUUCAGAGGUCACUGUGGUCGAUCAAGUUAAAUACGUCGGGGUUAUUCUUGACUCAAAACUGAAUUGGUCUGCUCACAUUGACUUCAGGAUUGAAGGAGCUUGCAUGGCUUUCGGCCAAUGCAGACGAGCUUUUAGAAAAUCAUGGGGACUCAAACCCAGAUAUAUUCAUUGGAUCUACACAACUAUCGUUAGACCAAUUUUAGCAUAUGGUUGUCUUGUAUGGUGGCAGAAAGGAGAAGUCGCGACAGUUCAGUCGAAGCUAAAUCAUCUCCAAAGGAUGGUCCAAAUGGCGAUGACAGGAGCAUUCACGACAACUCCUAAUGCUGCUCUAGAGGCGCUACUGUGUAUUAAACCACUACAUGUGUUCCUAAAACAAGAAGCAUUAUCUUGUGCAUACCGUCUUACUGGCGCAGCUUGCAAACUUGCGCUCAGACAAAAGCAUUUCUACCAGAUUUAAAUCUGAAAAUGUCAAAGUGUCUACUGCAUUUCUCCAAGUAUCAUUGCAGUAUUCUGGUCAGAGCUCUGACUGGACAAUGCAAACUCAAUUAUCACAUGGCUACUAUUCAACGUGCUGAGUAUUAUUCGUGUGAUUUGUGUGAAUGCGAUUAUGGUACUUCAUUAUCAUCUGAUAUGUAACUGUCCCGCAUUGACGCAGCUACGUAUCCGGGUUUUUGGUUCUCCAUACAUGGUUGAGUCUGUGUAUGCGGAGCUAAAAUUGAAGGAUAUUCUCUCGUUUCUCACCCAAUGUGAUAAGGAGCUAUAGUCAGAAGGGUUCAUCGUUCUUCCUGGAGUGAAUGAAUCCCUUCUGUAUUCACCUUAAAUAGGGUUUAGCAGAUUGUUUGGCAUCCUUUGGGGGGUACCGAAUUUUCUUCUGCUCGUACAUACUGCGAGUCGUUCUGCAUUCUUCCGAGAAUGGUGUCGCUUUUGUAAGAUCUCUAAAUUCUCUCGGGGGUUGGAGGUUUUAUUAACAGCAGACUGUUCGGGACCUCGUAGAGGUUCAGAAUUUCCUUCUGCUUCCACUAAAUGUGAUCCUCAGCAGAUUGUUCAGCAUCCCUUAGGGGUGCAGAAUUUACUUCUGCUUUUAUGUGUUUUUGUGUCGUCAAUUUUUCCCAUCCUCCUAGUCCAACCCUUACCAUUUCCUUUCAAUCCUUCCCUCUUAUAUAUCGGGAAAAUGAUGCUAAAAACAAAUUGAUGGCAAGGCACAAAUCUCCAAAUAUCAAGGGGAACGUGCCAUUUGAGCCAAUUUGUUCUGAUUCCUGAUUCCUGAUAGGCUAUACUGCUAGUUAAUUUUCGUUUAUAGUCCAAUAGACUUUCUUUUCACUGGACUACAAGCGAAAAUCUCGCUGUAUGGUUAUGUCGAGUCGUCGAAGUACGGAUAAAAAUUCUUUCUUUCUCGCGAAAUACUCGAAUUUUCCCCGCACUAACACAUGAUUCAACGUGCUCACCCGCUGAGAGAUUCACCGUAAGUGACUCAUUCCUCAUGGUCACAAAUAGAGUAAAAUGAGUACGCACAGCUCACUACGAUUUACGCUCGUGUCAACUUUCUCGUGCUCGCAAUGAAACAGAAGGCUUAUUGGUUACCAAUCAGAAAUUGAAACCAACUCCUAUUGAAAUAGCUAUGAAUGUGUUUAUUGACAUUCUACAAAUACUGAAAAUUAGUAGAGUAAAAGAUUCGAGCUGUAGUAUAACAGUUUAUUUUAUAUUCACAAUACAGAGUUGCAACAAUGUGUAACAAUUAUCUUUAAAGGAAUGUAAAAUGGAUGAUAUUUACAUAUGACUUGGUGAAGCUUCCAUUACAUUUAUUUGGAUCUCCAUUACAUUUAUUUCCAUUCGGAAAUUAAAUAAAAAUUCUCAAGAAUAGUUCAAUUAUUGUACCGAUAGUCAAGGUAUUAGUCGGCCUACAAUCUGGCCUACAACAACAACUAGAAUAAAAUGAAAACUUGAACCAUGAAAGUUUUCAUUGAACUAUUUGAAACAUUCAGAUCCCACGAAUUGUUAUGAGUCAAAACGUCCACUGUGUUAAAGACUCCCCAUAACAUAGCAAGGAUAAAAGUAAUGAAGAUUCGUUCACGACUGUAUUUUCUAAACUACUGUUGCCAUUCAGUCAUCGGCAAGUUUCUUUUUUUGUGGUCAUGGGAUAGCAAAUCAUUGAAUCAAUUCUUGAUUCAAAUAAUUCCGCCAGAUGCCACACGACUUACCUGUUAAAUGAAAUUAUUGCAUCAAGACAAAUUGACCGUAGUAUUUUCCUCAGUCAACUACCGACACUGAACGGCUAUGUUGACUGCUGAUUUUGAAGAUCAACUUCCGUGGAUGAACGAUCAGCCCGAGAACUUCUACUAAUGGUUCCAAUUGAUGCGAUAAAUGGCGGAGCUAAGAUGUGUCGGUGUAUCCCUGAAUCUCUUAGCACUGGUAGCUUGAUAAAAAGUUCAAUGACUCAAUACCCUAGGAAAUCAAGGUAGUCAAUGUAAUUUAAUUUGUAUCAAUUAAAAUGUUGGGAUGAGUGAGUUUGUCAUUUAUAAUCGUUUGUUUGUAACUUAUCUAGAAAACACGACCACCUUCUUUGACUUCUUUUCAGUUGACGGCUAAGCUCAUGAUUUGGAACGUGUCCCAGAAAUUCCAAUGUCGACUAGUUUAUUAUUUUCUACUAUUAACACUCUACUAGUAAGAUGCAUUGACUCAAGCCGGCUGAUAAUUACACCAUUUUUGAACAGCCCCACGGUCGAGGCGUUUAACAAGGCAAGGUACACACAGUUCUGUUCCGUGCACCACGUUUGACAUUAUUAUCGAUGAACCGCAGGGGCGAAGAGUUUAAUUCAAUUAGAGCCCGUGCAGUUAAACACAGAAAAAGACGCGUUCGACGUGCACGUAAUUGCUUCUCGAUUCACUUAAGAACCAACCAGCCCAGUCACGGUGCGAUGAUGCUUUGGCUAGUUUGGCAUACCUCUCGGAUUGCCGAUCUUGUCAGUUGAUUGCUGACCGCAGUGAUGCAACGGUCGCCGGGUAAUAAUUAUUUAUUUGAUGGUAAAAUUUCACACAUGAUCUCAGCACAGCAAGUGUACAGAAGUAUAGUGUUCUGAUAUGCGUGGUAAAGUGAAUUCUAGUUUUGCAGCGUAGUUCCGCGAUAACAUGAAAUGUGAAAAGUAUUGUAGAACAAGUGAUCGGAAAAUCAGAAACAUUAGAACGUUGAGCUUGAAUUAAUCUAUAAGUGUGUAGUUUGUACAGAGUUAGACCAUAAAUCUCACAAUGCGAACGAUUCUCCUCAAAAGCCACCUUUAUGUGAUAGUGAUCUUUACGAUGCCACUAUUAAUAUCAAAACGUUAUGGGUGGAAUUGGAACUCGGUUGUGGCGGAGGAACAGCAGAAUGCAAUAGAAGAAUUCGCUGACGACGAUAACCGAUUUUGUAGAAAUGUAGAUAUUCGAAAUAAUCUUCACCGUUUGAAUCAUAUAAGAAAUUGUACCGUUAUUACCGGGUUUCUGCAGUUAGUGCUGCUCGAACGGAUCCAAUCGCACGAGUUUGCUGAGUUUCAGUUUCCAAAUUUGAGAGAGGUAACCGGAUUCGUGCUUUUCUUUCGUGUAUUCAAUCUCGUCUCUUUGCGGGAUCUGUUCCCGAAUCUAAUGGUUAUUCGCGGUCAGGAGCUAAUCGGGAAUUACGCUUUGAUUUUCUAUGAUUUACCCCAGCUGCAGGAGAUAGGUCUGAAAAGUUUGAUUGCCAUACAGCGUGGUUUCGUUUAUACGCAGUACUGCCCAUUGCUGUGCCAUACAGAUACGAUAGAUUGGCCCAGUAUAACACAUAUGACAAACAAGACACGUGACCAGAACCGUUUCGAUAAGCCGGCUGCAGUGUGCAACAAAGCCGAAGUGUGCCGGGGUUGUCCACGAAAGUUUUGCUGGGGCAGUCAAAGUUGCCAAAAGUUCCACACGGGUUAUGAUUUCACAGGAACCAUCAAAUGUGACCAACAAUGCAUUGGAGGGUGCACUAGUAAAAAGGAUACUGGUUGUCGAGUGUGUCGCGGUCCGAAAGAUGGAAAGCGAUGUGUGGAAAAAUGUCCUUAUGGAAAAGUACUCUUCCACGAAACACAACGUUGCAUCACCAAGCUGAAAUGCGUUGAUCGCGGUGGGCUGGAGUACAACGGAGAAUGUGUAGCCGAGUGUCCGGCCGGAUAUAGUGCAACCAACGUGGAUCAGGCGGAAGCAGAUUUUUCGAACCACACGUGCUAUCCCUGUCGGGAUCGUUGUCCCAAGAUUUGCGAAGGUAUGCAAGUAAUGUAUCUAUCGGAUGCCGAACGACUUGAGGGAUGUACGAUCAUCAACGGGACACUGCAGAUUCGCAUGGUCGAAGAUCAUCCGAAUCUGAUGGGUGAACUAAGGACAAUGCUGGGCAGUAUAGAGGAAAUUAUCGGUUAUUUAAAGGUGUACCGUUCCAAUGCCCUGCCGUCGUUGGAAUUUUUAGAAAAUCUUGCAACUAUCCACGGCCAGUUGGAACUGGGACAUGGCAAUUAUUCGUUGAUGGUUUACGAAAAUUCGAAUCUACAACGAUUAUGGAACUAUGAAUACAAAACAUCGUUGAAGUUGUUGAGCGGUAGUAUGUAUUUCGUAUACAAUCCUUUGUUAUGUGUCGCACAAAUAGAGUUGUUGCAGAAAAUUACAUCAUACAACAAGACAAACGAUUUGAUUAAUGUCGAUUCGAAUGGCUUCAUGCAAUCUUGUAAUGUAGUUAGUAUCACAGUAAAGUCAGAAGUGCUAUCCAGUAGAAACGCAACUAUCUAUUGGACAAAAUAUAACACAGCUCCACAACAACAGCUGGUGGGAUAUGUAAUUUAUUUUACUCCUUCGGAGAAGGAACGAUCACCGUACGAUGGCAGGGAUGUUUGUUCUGAGUAUAGUUGGCAGUCAAAACUGGUCAGAUUAAGAGAAACCAAAUACGAAGCUAACAUGCUUUCAUAUAAUUUAACCGGACUAAAGCCGCUUACAAGAUACGCUUAUUACAUCAAAACGUACGUAGCGGAUAACAGUCACAAUAUUACUGAAAGACGAAUUGGAAAAUCCGAUGUUCAUUAUUUCACCACCAAAAUCGCAAAACCUACUCCUCCAUUGAAGGUGUACACCGUUAGAAAAACAGAUAAUUCGAUAACAUUCUCGUGGAGAAUUUUAAAAGCAGAGAUCAAUCUUGUUCAGCGACUACAUGUGGAUGUUUUCAUCCAGCCCGAUGAACAUCAUGUGCUGGAUCAACGCGAUUAUUGCGUCUAUCCAAGAAAUGUAGAAGAGAACAUCGAAUAUAGUGAAACGUGUAGUGCUGAAAUUUGUUGCUCGGAAGACGGAGUCCUGUCAGAUGUUCCCGAUAUUUCUGAUUUGGAAAGUGACAUAUACGAACGUCGUAAACGUUCCUUGGCUGAUACUCCGAAGGAAAAUGUUAUUCAAGAGCAUUACGAUAAUAAUUUUCAAGCAAAAAUGUACAGUUUUCUGAAUGAACCCACACCCGUCAGUCAAACUAUUUCCAAAAGACGUCAAAAACGUGAGAUUGAGGAUUUAAGAAAUCGCAUCUAUUUUCACAAUUUUCAUGCUGAUAGCAAAGAAUUCACCGUGCCUAACUUAUUACCGUACACUUACUACACAUUUCAACUGUUCGCGUGCAGCGCCAAAGAUUUUCGCUAUUGUAGUCCGUACAGUAUCUAUUCCGACCGAACAGAACCUUCGGUGACUGCUGGUCAACUGAACGUUGUUGUUAGCAAACAAUCAAACAAUUCCACCUUGGUCGAUCCAAAUUCAAUCACAAUCAGUUUCCAGGAACCGGAAAUAGUGAACGGAGCAACGGUAGCUUUUAACAUCGAGAUCAAAUCAUUAAGCAUACCGAUCCCCAUGUUCCGCUACGCAUGCAUCACAAGAUUACAACAUAAAAAGGCCGGUAAUUGUUACGUUUUUCGCAACCUAACUGUGGGCGAAUAUGCCGUAAGGGCACAAGUGGUUUCUUUGGCUGGCCCUGGACCAUUCAGUGAUUGGUACUUCGCACAGGUUGUACCGAUGGAGGAACGUAGCGAGGAUAACUCGCUGCGGAACGGAUUUGUCAUCUUUGCACUGCUGCUGAGUGUCACUGCAAUUGCAAUCGGCGCGUAUAUUCUGUAUCACAAACUCAAGACCCAUCACGACGAUAAAAUACCGCUGGUAGAGAACGAUGCAAAUGCAUUGGAAGCAGAGGAUGGCUUCGUUGAUUGUGCUCUUCGGUAAAAUUGAUCUAUGUAUUAGAAAUAUUUAGGAAAUAGUUAUGAAUACUUCAUCGGUUUGUAAGUUCCUAUAUACGCUGCAAUAAAUAUAUAUUUUAUUGCUUA